CAAGAGAGAGAGAUAACACGGAUGGAGUGAGUCAACUACUCACCUUGUACUUCAACAAGAUCUCACUUCAUUAAAACCGUAAUCCAAACAAACUCAAAUCCACGGCAGAGACAGAGAAAGAGAUGUCAGAGUAUCUGGUCACUGGAGGAACUGGUUUCAUCGCUUCUUACAUCAUCAAAUCACUCCUCGAACUCGGACACACCGUUCGAACCACUGUCCGAAACCCUCAGGAUGAAGAGAAAGUAGGUUUCCUAUGGGAACUGAGAGGAGCGAAAGAGAGGCUGAAGAUGUUCAAAGCUGAUCUAACGGUUGAUGGAAGCUUUGACGAAGCAGUAAACGGCGUAGAUGGAGUCUUCCACACGGCCUCUCCUGUUAUUGUUCCACAGGAUCACAACAUUCAAGAAACAUUGGUUGAUCCUAUCAUAAAGGGUACAACCAACGUGAUGAACUCUUGUGCCAAGUCCAAAACCACUCUCAAAAGGAUCGUUCUUACAUCUUCUUGCUCCUCCAUACGGUACCGUUUCGACGCCACCAAAGCCUCUCCGCUCAACGAGUCGCAUUGGAGCGACAUUGAAUACUGCAAACGCUUCAACCUUUGGUACGCGUAUGCAAAGACUCUAGGUGAGAAAGAAGCUUGGAGGAUAGCUGAAGAGAAAGGGUUGAACUUAGUGGUAGUGAAUCCUUCCUUUGUGGUUGGUCCAUUGCUUGGACCUAAACCAACAAGCACUCUUCUUUAUAUCCUCUCCGUUGUCAAAGGUCUUGCUGGAGAGUACCGGAAUUUUACGGUCGGGUUUGUGCACAUAGACGAUGUAGUUGAUGCACAUGUGUUAGCCAUGGAAGAGCCUAAAGCAUCAGGGAGAAUCAUAUGUUCAAGUUCGGUUGCUCACUGGUCUGAGAUCAUUGAGUUGCUACGAAACAAGUAUCCUAAUUACCCACUUGAGAACAAGUGCAGUGACAAAGAAGGGGACAACAAUCCACAUAGUAUGGAUACAAGGAAGAUACAUGAGUUAGGAUUUGCAUCGUUCAAGUCAUUGCCUGAGAUGUUUGAUGAUUGUAUCCGCAGUUUUCAGGAGAAGGGUCUGCUCUGAUGAUAUUUCCAAAUCCAUGUCGUUUCUGGAUGGUGUUUUGUUACUGGUUGAAGCACCUCUUUAGUUUAUGGUUCCAGUAUAAUAAUAAUAAAACUUAAUAAGCUGGAUUUGAUUAAUCGCUUGCUCUAAUCUUGUAUUAAGCGUCUUUUCGCAGUCUAUAGUUUUUUCCAA
Molecule: messenger RNA, 1259 nt
Organism: Raphanus sativus (radish)
Lineage: Eukaryota; Viridiplantae; Streptophyta; Magnoliopsida; Brassicales; Brassicaceae
Product: tetraketide alpha-pyrone reductase 2
Exons: 4
Coding region: 123-1088 (321 amino acids)
Molecular function (GO): oxidoreductase activity, acting on the CH-OH group of donors, NAD or NADP as acceptor
Source: RefSeq, a predicted model, not a curated record